AUGGGAAUCGCCCGCGACAAUGCUUCUAUUUCAGGCUCUAGAAUUUCCCGUCUUCGGGGGGGCGGGCAACAAACUGGGCAACUUCAUACCUUGGAGAACAACCCCGCCGAAGAUGAUCUGGAUGUUGCACAGGUCCCGGAAACGAAUCGAUCGACCAAUUCCCUCGACUUUCUCCAGGCAAAUGUUAUGAGAUGCUGGGAUCGAGUCUAUGCCCUACAUCAAUACUCCAAGACUUUGGAGAAGCCUGCCGCAUUCAUGGCUUUGCAAGAUCCACCGCUGAAUAUUCAGGGUCUACGACUCUCGUCUUAUUGGCUUGAGAUCAAGAACGACUGGCCGACUGUUGAUGGCGAGGACCGACCUGUGCUUGACGAAGACGAAAAGCAGAUACUUUCGGCUAGACGAUUUGCCUUCUACGUUCACAAGUCAAUCCCAAAGAGCUCUUGGAAGGUUGAGUGGGCAGAAGACCGCAACCGUUACUACGUUGCCUAUCCUCAUCUGGACCUGGAGGGAGGAGAAACGGCAUGCAUUGGCAAUGCUUACAACCGCCACCGCGACAAGACUAUUGAUUUUGACAUACUCCUACAGCCCUCGCUCACCGGCCCCUCCUCCAUGCUUCUUGGCGACUUCAACAUUCAACACCCAAAACAUGGUGGCAGUAAGGCUCGCAAAGACAGACUAGGGACGGUCUUGUGGGAGAAAAUCGCGGCGGCCAACAUGACAUGCCUCCCUCACCGGGGAACGCCUACUAUCUCAAACGUCGAAUACAACAAUUCCGUGUCGUGCGGCCACGAGGUUUUGAGUCAGACCAUGCCGUCUUUGCACACGACGCUCUCAACAGCAGUCGAUCAAGAUGCUCGGAAGCGGUUCCGCCUCAAAAAGUCCGCUGCUGAGGAACUCCCCGUCAAGGUGAAGGAGCGAUUGGAGGCGAACAUUUGUCCAGUUUCAGACAUACCAUCUCAGGAACUUGAUGGCCCAGGGGCAGUGGAUCAGUUUGCGAAAGCCUUCACUGAUUCUAUGAAGCAAGCUAUCGAAGCUUGUGCGGAUCCGGUUGACUUGAUCCCUGCUGGCCAGAAGCCGGAACCCGAGACCCGUUUGAUCAACAGCCUGUUGAAGCUGGAAGAACGAGAGCUUGGUGUCCUACGCCGGUUGAAAUACGGGACGCCAGUCUAUAACAAGCAGCUCUCUCAGUGGCAACGCGCCGUCCGGAACACCAACUAUCGCCUUCGCAUCUACAGGACAGUUCGGAAGCGCAACAGGCUUGCCAAAACAGCCGAGCAUCAGGUCGGUCUGUAUGAAUUGGCCAGGCAGACUCGCGCAGCCAGUCAGACCCAAGGACGAGCUCACAUGCCCUGGCUCAAGAACGCCAAUGGCUCUGUCUGCAACUCCCACGCAGAGAACGCUCACUGUUUCCGCAGUCAUAUCUGGUCAGAGACAAGUGAUGACGCGCCGGCCCCGGCUGGCCUUGAAGCGCUCGAAGAUGCCAUAAAGCAAUUCACUACACCAGCUCCGUCAUCUUCCCGCUCCUCCUCACGGCGUGUGACACCAAACCAUUCCCAGAACCGUCCGCCGCCGCCGUCUUCUGAGACCCUGUCGACGCCACGCGACACUAUGAACGGAAACGAGCCGCUGGUCCCUCGCCCGUCAUCGUCAUCAGAGCCGUCUCCGUCAGAGUCGUGUCCGCCUCUGCAUCAAAGCCCCGAUUCCCACACUCGAUCUCUCUGCAACAAUUCGACUAUCGUUGCCGACGCCCAGCAGCUGGAUGUCCUCGCUUCUGCCAUGCCUCCAGUCCCUAAGUUUGGCACACGCCCCAGAUCGUGUGAUGGAACCCGCAACGGUUCUCACCCCCUCGGCACACGGUUCCCACGUCCUGGCCCCAGACGUCGCUCCCACAUCCCGUCUCAACGCGAAACCCAUCGCCAUGGCAGACGGCAAGAUGAGCUGCGUGGUGUAUCAUGCCCGCCUGACGAGCCAUCCCGCUCCCAAAGUGAACAGGAAGCCUCCUACCAAGGUACGUCACAUACGGGCACACGCGCUGGCUCAUGCCCGCCAGGCCUUCACUCUACAACCCGCCAUGCCGACACGACCACUCGUGAGCACGCCAACUCGGAGCAUGGGAGCGCUUCUACUGCCGGCGUAGCCAGUGGCGCUAGCACGGAUUCUCAUGGCGCACGCUGGGGUUCAGAUCGACUUCGGCGUGACGCACUGGCGAAUGAGAAGCUCCCCUACACUACGAAAGAGAACAUUUUUCGCAUCAUCGAUGAAUUCUUGCCCCACGGCAAGCAGCCAGGUCCUGACUGA
Messenger RNA from Colletotrichum orchidophilum, 2298 nucleotides. RefSeq lists its product as uncharacterized. The transcript is spliced from 3 exons. The coding region runs from base 1 to 2298 and encodes 765 amino acids. The record is from RefSeq and is a predicted model, not a curated record. NCBI's taxonomy places the organism in Eukaryota, Fungi, Ascomycota, Sordariomycetes, Glomerellales, Glomerellaceae.